AUGACGGCAUCGGAAGUUUCAUAUAAUCGUAAAAUAAUAUCAGAGGAUUUAUCAAACGUUGAGUUCGACACCAGCGAAGAUGUGGAAGUUAUACCGACAUUUGAUUCCAUGGGACUUCGAGAUGAAUUAUUACGCGGCAUUUACACUUACGGUUUCGAGAAACCUUCCGCCAUUCAGCAAAGAAGUAUACUACCUAUUGUGAAGGGCCGCGAUGUCAUUGCACAGGCACAAUCCGGUACUGGCAAAACAGCUACAUUUUCAAUAUCCAUACUUCAAUCUCUGGAUACAACUCUUCGUGAAACACAGGUCUUGAUUUUGUCCCCUACUCGUGAAUUGGCCACUCAGAUUCAAAAGGUUAUUCUGGCUUUGGGAGACUUUAUGAAUGUACAGUGCCAUGCAUGUAUUGGUGGUACUAAUCUUGGCGAAGACAUCAGAAAACUUGAUUACGGGCAGCAUGUUGUAUCGGGGACACCUGGCAGAGUUUUCGAUAUGAUCAGACGAAGAGUGCUCCGAACAAGGUCUAUUAAAAUGCUAGUUCUUGACGAAGCUGAUGAAAUGUUGAACAAAGGAUUCAAGGAACAAAUUUAUGAUGUGUACCGUUAUCUGCCUCCGGCUACACAAGUCGUUCUCAUAUCUGCUACUCUACCCCAUGAGAUUCUGGAAAUGACCUCAAAGUUUAUGACUGAUCCUAUUAGGAUACUUGUAAAACGUGAUGAGUUGACAUUGGAAGGUAUCAAACAGUUCUUUGUUGCCGUGGAAAGGGAGGAAUGGAAAUUUGAUACUCUCUGCGACUUGUAUGACACAUUAACAAUCACUCAAGCUGUGAUCUUCUGUAAUACUAAAAGAAAGGUUGACUGGCUGACUCAGAAAAUGCAGGAAGCCAACUUCACUGUGAGCUCGAUGCAUGGAGAUAUGCCUCAAAAGGAAAGGGACAAUAUCAUGAAAGAAUUCCGGUCAGGACAAAGCCGAGUACUUAUAACAACAGAUGUAUGGGCCAGAGGUAUAGAUGUACAGCAGGUGUCCCUAGUCAUCAACUAUGACUUGCCGAAUAAUCGUGAAUUGUACAUUCAUAGAAUCGGCAGGUCAGGUCGUUUUGGUCGUAAGGGUGUUGCCAUCAACUUUGUGAAGUCCGACGACAUAAGGAUCUUAAGAGACAUAGAACAGUACUACUCCACACAGAUUGACGAGAUGCCAAUGAAUGUAGCCGACUUGAUAUAA
Messenger RNA from Danaus chrysippus (African queen), 1218 nucleotides. Lineage: Eukaryota; Metazoa; Arthropoda; Insecta; Lepidoptera; Nymphalidae. The record is from the annotation of a GenBank genome assembly.